AUGGCUGAUCAACAAACAAAUGACACUGGUCAGUCAAACUUUACAGAAAUUGUCAGCUUGUUGAGACAAGAGGAAUCUUUGCUUUCAGGUGGUUCUAAUAUAGUGAUAACACAGUAGCUAAUAAUACAAAUGCAUCAUUAAGGCCACCUAACAGUUCAAUCGUGACAGAGAAUUCGAAUGUGGAUAAUGUGCCAUCAGUAGCGACAACGUCGACAAGUUCUAAUAGAUCCUUGGCGAUCUUUCGCUCGCGUUCUUUCAGUUACAAUCGUGGAUCAUUUCGGCAAAAUUCAUCUCGUGCGUCUUCAGGUCCACCGCCAAAACGAAAACGAACACUUUCUCAGUUUGUACCCAAAGAUACGUGGACCCAUGAAUUCUUUUGUUUGGCUGAUCGCCAUCAAAACUAUCAACUAACUCAAGGACAAAAAUGUGACCUUCAGCUUGCUAGGUUAGGAAGAAAAGUUUUUAAAAAAGAUGGUAGUGCAUCUGCUCUUGUGGCCAAACUCGAAGAAUAUUUUCCCAAAUUUCAGAAUUGUGGUGGCUUUCGAAAUCCUUCGUAG
Molecule: messenger RNA, 557 nt
Organism: Paramuricea clavata
Lineage: Eukaryota; Metazoa; Cnidaria; Anthozoa; Malacalcyonacea; Plexauridae
Source: the annotation of a GenBank genome assembly